This is a messenger RNA of Alnus glutinosa, 2535 nucleotides long. Its product is annotated as protein CHLOROPLAST IMPORT APPARATUS 2-like. The transcript has 3 exons. Gene Ontology annotation, molecular function: protein binding. Gene Ontology annotation, cellular component: nucleus. Lineage: Eukaryota; Viridiplantae; Streptophyta; Magnoliopsida; Fagales; Betulaceae. The record is from RefSeq and is a predicted model, not a curated record. Gene Ontology annotation, biological process: regulation of DNA-templated transcription. The coding region runs from base 973 to 2172 and encodes 399 amino acids.
CUCUUCCUCUGUUCUCAUCCCCCCAUGAUCACUCAAACAAAACCCCUGCAACCCAUCAGUGCACUCUCUCUAGUCUCUACACACAGAAAGAGAUUCUGUGCGUUUGUGCCUGCCUAUAAAGAACAGAGCUCCCAACGGAACUUUUCCUUUUAUCUGCUCCUCCUCGUGACCUACAACUACUCUGCACACAAAUAUAUAUCCCAUCCUCUCUUAAUUCUUAUCCCUUCUUUCUCUCUGUCCCAGUUUUCAUGCUUCCAUUUCUCUGUGUGUACUCAGAGUGUCUGGUUUCCUUAUUGGGUAACUUUUCCUUCUGAGAUAUUUCUCAUUCGUUUUGGUCAAAACCCAUUCUCAUCACUGUUUGGGUUUCUUCGUCUUCUCUAGGGUUUUGGGUUUUUUUUCACAGAACGAUUGAGACCUUUUGGUUUCUGAGUGUGUGUUUUUCAUAGAUUUUCCUGAAGAAUUUGAUACGUUCUUCAAAAACGAUUUUUUUUUUUAUAGGGUUUCUAGUCUGUUCCUCUAAUAAAUAUAUCUUCUAAUUCUUGGCUUUUUCUUCCUAGUAUUUUUAAGCCAACAACUUUUGUUGGCUGUACUUCCAGGGUUUAGGGUUUUGUACUUUUUCCCUUUUUUUUUUUUGCUUUGCCAGUUCUCUCAGUGAAAAAAACUGUAGCAAGUUUUGAGCUUUUCUUGAAGCUGGGGCUCUUAAUUACUAUCUGAUUCUGAAGACUUUCUGCUUGUUCCUGAAAUGGGAUUUCUUCGAUGUUCAUUUUUUUUCAAUGGUUUGCUCUGUUUUAGCUAUCGAAUUGUAUUUGCUCUCCCGCUCUGGCAUUAAAGCCUGAAUUCAAUCUGAUUUUUUGGGCUUUCAGACCUUCAAGUACUCUCCCACUGAAUUUCUUCAAAUCCUGAAUCUGAAUUUGGGUCUUAGGCCUCCAAUUUCAACUGAAUUUCAUCUUCUUUGUCGGAAACGCUCCACAAAUGUCUUCGUGUCUAAGCGGAGGCAGCGGAAGAACCUAUGCGCUCGACCUCGACAUCGUGAAAUCCCCAUCGACAUCGACCAGAACCUCGCACUCUUCUUCCCCUUCUUCGACUCUCUCCGAAUCGAGCAAUUCCCCGCUCGCAAUCUCCACCCGAAAACCCCGAACCUCUCGAAAGCGGCCCAACCAGACCUACAACGAAGCCGCAGCGCUCCUCUCCACGGCCUAUCCCAACAUCUUCUCCACCAAACACCUCAUAAAGCCUCGCAAAUUCACAGCACAACAUGAUUCUUUCUUGGACCAGUCCUCCGAGUUACUACUGCCCUUUCGGGUCAUCGACAGCUCCGGUUUCUUGCUCCACCAACCAAUCCAAGAAAAACCCAGUUUCCAAAUCCAAUCCAAGGUUGCGAAUUUCUGCGAAAAGCCAUGCCAAAGCCCUGGGGAAGUUGAUUUUCAGGCGAAUUCUUUGGAUUUGUGUGAUGGGUACGAGGAGGAUUUCGACGCGGAAUCGAUUCUUGAUGAGGAAAUCGAGGAGGGAAUCGAUAGUAUUAUGGGGAAUCUGAGUGUGGGUACCGAUACGGUAGAUGAUUCUUGUAGCGGUGGCCAAAAUAAUUCCUGGUACGGGAAUCCAAUUCCAAUGGGAUUGGGUUUUGGCGGGAAAUUCGAAGUGGGUUUUGGGAUGAGAAGGGGAGGAGUGAGAGCUCUGAGACAUGUUGAUGAGGGGAACUGGUGGAGAUUUCCGGUCGUGGAUGUGCGCCAAAUCUCUCCGAAAUUCCACAGGCAUUCAUCAGGUUCUGCAGAGAAGAAGAAAAAGAAGGUCGAAAAGCCGCCGGCCAUGGAGUUGAAGCACAAGGAAUUGCCCAAAGAAAAUUCUACUCCCAAACCCAAUUCUGGGUUGCUGUUGAAAUUGAAUUUUGACGAGGUUUUGAACGCUUGGUCCGACCGGGGAUCUCCGUUUUCCGACGAAACUCCAGGCUCCGAAUUGCCGGGAAAUGAUGUUUCUGCCAGGCUUGCGCAAAUAGACUUAUUUUCGGACGGAGUGAGAGAAGCUAGCGUGCUACGCUACAAGGAAAAGCGGCGUACACGGCUCUUCUCUAAGAAGAUCAGGUACCAGGUUCGAAAAGUCAACGCUGAUAGACGGCCCAGAAUGAAGGGGCGGUUUGUUAGGAGGCCAAACUCUAGCGCAAAUGGUCAAAGAUGAAAAGGGAAAAAAAAAAACAUGACAUUGGGGUUGUGUUCUUCACCAACACUUUUGGCUUCUCUUCUUUUUGUUGUUUGAUUACAACUUCCUGUUUUUGGUCGUUGUCCUUUUUUGUUUUUCCUACUGCUUUUUCACAGCAAGAAGCUCAGGAAAUUAAGAAGAGGAGCAUGGAGAAAUAGCCAAAACUACUUUUACCCUAGCUAGGUUUUGAUCAUUUUCUCUGUUUUUCUUUUUCUUUGUUUUUGUUUUUUUUUCCUAGUCUUUCGUUUCCACUUUGUUACAAGUCAACAAUACCUUUUAGUAGGUACAGAGAUUUUGGUGAAUUCAAUAGUAGCACAAGGCAAAUCGUUAAUUGGCUUCAAA